Messenger RNA from Lactuca virosa, 1210 nucleotides. The record is from the annotation of a GenBank genome assembly. Lineage: Eukaryota; Viridiplantae; Streptophyta; Magnoliopsida; Asterales; Asteraceae.
UUUCUGAAAAAAAAAAAACAAUUUCCAUAAUCGACAGACUUCAUCAAACACAAAAAUAUGUUUCUGAUUUCACAUCAUCUUCGUCUCUUCCAACACUAACGUUGACAUUCACAUAUCUUGGCACCCGUCGUUGUUUACAGUUGAAGCCCUUCCCUUGUUCGCCGACUAUCUCACCUGCGAUGCAAGGCAUGUUGAGGCCCGGCGAGACGAGGCAGACAGCCCCCCAGCCUCUACUCCGUCGCAACAACGCAGCAAAUCGACAACAAACUUGGGGAAUUUGGGGAAGAGGAUACGAUGUGCACAGUGCACAUAAGGUGCUCGAUGAAAUGCCGGAAUCACUGGAUGCAGUUUUCAAGGCUUUUGAGAAGAUGUCUAAGCCAUGGAUGACCGUUAUCAAUCUGGUUGAUGUCCAUUCUGGUGAUCUUUUAGCUGUUUCAAAGAUUCGUGGAAGAUGAGGUGGCUUUGAAACAUUGGAGAAGUGGGUCACUGGCUCAUUUGCUGGUCAUACAACAAUUUGUUUGAUGGAUGAAUUCGGUAAUCUUUGCGAUAGGAAAGCACUAGUUCAGACCCAUAAUUCCACAUCCGUGGACCCGAAUCGGAGAUGGAUUAACUUGACCCAGUUAGAGUAUCCAAAUACUUGACUGUAAUUUUUGGGUUAGAUUUGCUUGUAGUUUGCUUAGGCAUGAUAUGAAGCAGUUUCAUCUGAGUCAAAAAAUCGAUCGUGUAUUGCUGCAGAUUCUGUAUUUCGUAUACAAGAACAUUGUAUUUGGGCUUACGUUAUUCUACUAUGAACUCUAUUCCAAAUUCUCGGGGGACGUGUUACAUGACGGAUGGUAUAUGCUUAUGUUCAUCCUGAUGUCCGUGAAGAGACAAAGGUAAAAAGUACAUUGAUAAUGUGAAAAGUUUUUGAAAAUUGGUAUAUUUAACAUGGUUUGGAUUUGUAUGGAAUUCUUGAAGAGACAGAAAAACAAGGCAUGUCCUUUGAUGAGUUGCUAACAAUCCCAGAAAAUGAUGAAUGGAUGUACAGUGAUGGGAAAUCAACAACUUGUGUUGCCUUCAUUCUGCUAUGGACUGAAAACAUGAAGUGUUGGAAGAAUUAUAGGAACUCUAGAAAAAGUGUGUGCUGUUGUACAAUGAAUAGACAAUGUACACGUUGAUAGAAAAUGUAUAAAACAUAAGUAUUUUUUUUUUUGAUUGAGCUGAAGUAACA